Molecule: messenger RNA, 264 nt
Organism: Cinara cedri
Lineage: Eukaryota; Metazoa; Arthropoda; Insecta; Hemiptera; Aphididae
Source: the annotation of a GenBank genome assembly
AUGAUAUUAUUCAGGUUAUGGAGUUUCAUUUACCAAAUAUGGACAUUCGAAAAGAUACCGGAAGAUUGGAAAAUAGCAUUACUAUGCUCAGUUCAUAAGAAAGGCGAUAAACAAGAUAGCAAUAAUAAUCGUAGAAUUGCCCUUCUAAGUGUUGCGUAUAAAGUUUUAGAGAACUGUAUCUUGUCAUGGAUAAAAAUAAAAUUGAAGCAAAUCAUUGACGAUUACCAAGGAGGCUUUAGGCCAGGAAGAUCUACAGUAGACUAG